Molecule: messenger RNA, 888 nt
Organism: Anopheles stephensi (Asian malaria mosquito)
Lineage: Eukaryota; Metazoa; Arthropoda; Insecta; Diptera; Culicidae
Exons: 2
Coding region: 155-577 (140 amino acids)
Source: RefSeq, a predicted model, not a curated record
UUGGUUCCCUGAUCAGCGAUUGUUGUUGUUUUGCCUGUCAGACUGGCCGACGCGCUACAAAAAGAAAACUUCUAUCCGUAUAAACAAAAAUUUUCCGAGUGCUUCUUAAUUACGUUUUUGCUCAGUGCCUUCUAAUAUCACCAAUCUUGUAAAAAUGAGUGACCAAUUCAAUAAACGAGUAAAAUAUAAUUCAUAUUCGUAUCGUUAUCGCGAUGCUACAGAGCGCCGAGCAGCUUUGCUAGAGCAGAAUGACGAAGAGCUAGUUUCAGGAGGAAGUUCAUACGUUAUUGGAAGCAACCAAGGCGCAGGCGAUGCACCUAUGGAUUAUCAUUCAGAAGGAUCUUCCAAUGUGAUGGCAGAAGAAGCCGGUGAAACGACAAGCGAACCUGAAUGUGAUGAGUUUGUUACGGACUAUUUAGUUGAAAGCUCUGACGAUGAAAGAAUGGAUACAGAACGCACAGAAGGGUAUGAUGUAGAAGCCGAAUUACGUCGAUGGGCAAUAUCCACCAAUCAAUCGUAUAAUUCUAUAAGUCAAGUUAUGGAAAUCAUCUUCCAAAAGAUGCUAGAACUUUGCUGAAGACUCAUCGAAAUGACUCAAAUGAAGUUGUAACGAUAAACGGAAGUCAGUAUUGGUAUAACGGGAUAAAACGAUGUCUGCUCAACGAACUAAGGUGCGUAGCUAAUAAAAGUUGUUAAAAUAAAAUAAAAUAAAAUAAUAAAAGCUAAUAAAAGUUGUAAGUUGUUGUUAAUAUUGGGGAUAUACGAUGUAAAUUGGUAGCUGUUCCCCUUUCCAAAGAAAAUGAGUAUCAAUAUGUUCCAUUAAUUCAUACCCUCGUAGGCUAAUAUUUGCAUUUCUUAGAUAAUAAAUAAUUAAUAUGAUUUUCUUUC